AUGACACAAAACGUCCAUCCCCUCCAAGCAAUCCAAUCGGCCAUCGGCAGUGCAGGCGGCGAUCCUCGUCCCCUGCAACGAGGAACUCUCUUCAACAAUGCCAAUGAUGGGCCCGCAGCAAUCAUAUCCAAAGUAGCAGGAGUACAAAGCGGAGGUAUGCGUGAAGAUAACGGUCCUUACUUUACCAACAAUGAAGGAAUUCCCUUUCCGGAUCCGGCGCAUAGUAAGACUGUAGGAGGUGUGCCUGUGGCUAGUGAUGUUUUCUUGUUUCAGAAACAGCAGCAUUUUAAUCGGAGCAAGAAUCUUGAGAGAAUGGUUCAUCCUUGUGGUAGUGGAGCUUUUGGUUAUUUUGAGACGACGGCGGAUGUAUCGGAUUUGACAAAGGCAAACUUCCUCAAUGGUAAGGGUGUGAAAACUCCCGUUUUCAUACGUUUCUCCACCGUCACCGUUGGACGCGAGUUUCCAGAUCUAGCACGCAACCCACGUGGUUUCGCCAUCAAAUUUUAUACCGGAGAAGGAAACUACGACAUUGUCGGACUUAACUUUCCCGUCUUCUUCUGUCGAGACCCCAUCCAAGGUCCAGAUGUCAUUCGUUCACAAAAUCGUAAUCCCAAGAACUUCCUACUUGAUUACAAUUCUCUUUUUGAUCUUCUAGCUCUCACCCCUGAAGCCAAUCAUGCAGGAAUGAUGUUCUUCAGUGAUCAUGGAACUCCACAAGGUUGGCGUUUUAACCAUGGUUAUGGUUGUCAUACGUUUAAGUGGGUGAACAAAGAGGGGAAAUUUGUUUACAUCAAGUAUCAUUUCCUUGCCAAACAUGGUCAGAAACAAUUCACGGCAUCAGAAGCCACUACGCUUAGUGGAGUGGAUCCUGAUUAUUCUAAGCGUGAUCUUUGGGAUGUAUUGGAAAAAGGAGAAGAAGUCGAAUGGACGGCGAAUGUACAAAUCAUGCAACCGAAUGAGGCCGAUGCGACCACUCUUGGUUUUGAUCCAUUUGAUGUUACAAAAGUCUGGCCGAGAGAUAAAUUCCCAAUGCACGAAUUUGGCAAGCUUGUUCUCAACAAGAAUCCGGAAAACUUCCACCGUGAUGUUGAACAAGCCGCAUUCUCCCCAGGAAGUAUGGUACCAGGUAUUGAAGAUAGUCCGGAUCCACUAUUACAAUUCCGAAUGUUUUUCUACCGCGAUGCACAAUACCAUCGAAUUGGCGUAAAUCUACACCAAAUUCCCGUAAACUGUCCAUUUAUGGCCAGUUCAUACAGCUCACUCAAUUUUGAUGGCCCGAUGCGAACUGAUGCCAACCAUGCCGGAAACCCACAAUAUGUACCCAACUCUUUCAAACACAAAUUCCGUCCCGAUGUGGCUGAAGCUCCUUAUGCCGUGGCAGAUAAUGUUGUAUCUCGAAAGAGUCAUUUCUACCACGAGGGCAAACUAUCGGAUUAUGAUCAAGCGAGAGAACUGUACAAGCGAGUAAUGACUGAGACGCAAAGAGAUCAUUUACAUCAGAAUACCGCAAAUUUGUUGCGUUUUGUUGAUGCAAAGGUUAUUAAAGUGGGCUAUCUUGCUCAGCUUUGGAAUAUAGAUCCUCAAUACGCCAAAGCUAUCUAUGAUUUACUCCCAGAAGCAUCAAAGACGGGUUCAGAGGGUUUUGAGUUUGUAGAAGUUCAGAAUAAGGCAAAAGGAGCCGAGUUAGCAGGGAAGGAAGAAAAAUUUAGGCCUAAGGAUGCGUCUGAGAGAUUGGUUGGAUUCAAUCCAGGAAAUAUCUAUAAUAUUUGA
This is a messenger RNA of Sclerotinia sclerotiorum 1980 UF-70, 1770 nucleotides long. RefSeq lists its product as hypothetical. The transcript has 5 exons. The record is from RefSeq and is a predicted model, not a curated record. Lineage: Eukaryota; Fungi; Ascomycota; Leotiomycetes; Helotiales; Sclerotiniaceae. Bases 1 to 1770 code for a protein of 589 amino acids. Gene Ontology annotation, molecular function: heme binding; catalase activity. Gene Ontology annotation, biological process: response to hydrogen peroxide; hydrogen peroxide catabolic process. Gene Ontology annotation, cellular component: cytoplasm; peroxisome; mitochondrion.